Molecule: messenger RNA, 573 nt
Organism: Botrytis byssoidea
Lineage: Eukaryota; Fungi; Ascomycota; Leotiomycetes; Helotiales; Sclerotiniaceae
Exons: 3
Coding region: 1-573 (190 amino acids)
Source: RefSeq, a predicted model, not a curated record
AUGUAUCUCAUGUCAAUUGUCGGUCUUAGCAUCGUUGCUCUCGUUGCAGCUCAAUCUUCCAACGAUACCAUUGAUCCAAACACUAUUGACGCCCCUACAAGAUCUCAAUGGUGUACCGCCGAGAUCAACACUUGUGGUACUUUAUGUAGUGGUGCAGUCGAUGCCAAUUCCUGUGACACUAAUUCCUUGAACUACACCUGCACAUGUUCUUCCAACGGAUCCACUCCAGGUCUUCAAUACUACAGACAAACCUUGCCAACCUACAUCUGCGAAACCGUCUUCGCCAACUGCAUUGCCGCUGGUGAGAACGAUGCCGCCGCUCAAAAGCUUUGCAGGGAGACCGAAGCAAAGAACUGCGGUCAAUUGGAUCCAGAUAACUACACCGCCCCUGCCACCACUUCCGCAAGUUCGACUGCCUCCGCAACCGCCACUGGUACUUCUGCUGCAUCCGCUACCAGCGCUUCCGCCGCUGCGACCUCUUCUGCUGCCGCUUCAGCUUUGAACAUUGGCCGUGAAUAUGGUACCGGUAUCUUCGCGGCAGGUGUUGCUGCUGUCUUUGGUAUGAUGCUUUGA